Messenger RNA from Centropristis striata (black sea bass), 1236 nucleotides. RefSeq names its product 5-hydroxytryptamine receptor 3A-like. The transcript is spliced from 10 exons. Gene Ontology annotation, molecular function: transmembrane signaling receptor activity; extracellular ligand-gated monoatomic ion channel activity; neurotransmitter receptor activity. NCBI's taxonomy places the organism in Eukaryota, Metazoa, Chordata, Actinopteri, Perciformes, Serranidae. Gene Ontology annotation, biological process: signal transduction; nervous system process; monoatomic ion transmembrane transport. Bases 1 to 1236 code for a protein of 411 amino acids. The record is from RefSeq and is a predicted model, not a curated record. Gene Ontology annotation, cellular component: neuron projection; synapse; membrane.
AUGAUUCUUACUGGUUUCCUCUUUCUGCUCUUUCUCACAGACGGGGCGUUUCCCGAGUGUAACUGCAGUUAUCAGGAGGUGUUAAACCACCUGGAUCUGACCAAAAACAACGAGAUGUACUCCAUGACCCGGCCCGUUAAAAACUACAAACGCAGCACACGGGUCUCCCUGGAGGUUCUGCUCUACGCCAUUCUGGACGUGAACGAGAAGGAGCAGACAUUUAUUUCCUGCCUUUGGGUUGAUAUGAUAUGGAAACAUAAAUCCUUUUCUUGGGAUUCUAGGGAGUUCUGUGGUAUAAAGGACAUUCAUCUUCCUGCUAAAGACAUGUGGACGCCAGAUCUUACAAUUGAAGAGAUGACAGAGAAGGACAAGGCCCUGCCGAGUCCUUAUCUCUUGGUUAAAUAUAAUGGUGACAUCACCUAUAGGAACAUCAUGGUGGUGACCAGCACCUGCAUGAUGGAAGUUUACAAAUUUCCUUUUGAUGUUCAGAGUUGCAACUUGACUUUCAAGUCUAUCAUAUAUACUGACACAUAUAUAGAGCUUAGAGAGAUGAAUAACGCCGAUUGGACCAACAAGUGGGCUAAGGAGACAAUGCAGAAGGGGUCAGAGUGGCUGUUUGUCGACAUAAAGACCAACAUCAAAAAUAAAAACAAUUUUGGCUUUGAACAAAGCAUGUUGGUUUACACUAUCACCAUGAAGAGGCGGCCUGUCCUCUACGUCGCCAACUUUUUGCUGCCCAUCUUGUUCUUCUUUUUUCUGGACUUGGCCUCUUUCCUGAUCUCAGACAGUGGGGGCGAGAAGCUCAGCUUCAAGGUCACUGUGCUGCUCGCUGUAACUGUGAUGCAGCUUAUCCUAAAUGAGAUUCUGCCAACCACUUCAGACAGGGUUCCACUUGUUGCUGUCUACUGCAUUGGGAUGUUUGGUUUGAUGAUGAUCAGCCUCUUUGAGACUAUUUUGGUGAUGUAUCUGAUGGGGAAAGACAUCGAGGCAGAUGAAGACCAAAGACCAAAGAGUGAGGAUUGUGAAGAUAAAGGGAGCAAAGGCAGCAGCAGUGAACUGACGGAGGAGUCCGUUGCCUUGGAGAAGCUCUCAGAUGAGAUGAAGGAGGUGAUUCAGCUCCUUAACACCAGGGAGGAAGCAGGAAAGAUCGGCUACUGGACCAGAGUGGCUAAAACGAUCAACAAAGUGGAGGUGCCUCAAAUCACUCAGCGCCAACAGACCUUGAUGAUCUUCUGA